AUGGUGGGACACUGUUCACUUCUGUUCGGACGCUGCAGACGUGAUCGGAUCAUGGACCGGAAGCUGGACCUGUCUCGUCUGACGGAUGAUGAGGCCAAACACGUGUGGGAGGUGAUCCAGAGAGACUUCACCCUCCGCAAGACCGAGGAGCAGCGACUCGGGUACAGGCUCCACACACAACAUCUCAGCAGCAACAUUCUCCAGGGACGUCACUAA
Messenger RNA from Knipowitschia caucasica, 216 nucleotides. The record is from the annotation of a GenBank genome assembly. NCBI's taxonomy places the organism in Eukaryota, Metazoa, Chordata, Actinopteri, Gobiiformes, Gobiidae.